GUGUGUGGACCCGUGCAACCUUGGUUUCUCUCUGCAAAGACCCAGCACUGGGGCGGAACGAAGAUGGUGCAUCACUCCAGGUCCAUUCAGUCCUUCAAGCAGCAGAAGGGGAUGAACACGAGCGUCAGUGGAGUUGUCACAGAGCAGCCAUUGAAGCCAUCGAGGAGAAGCCUGCCCUGUCUGGCCCAGAGCAAAACCCUACCCAACCACCUCAGCAACCACUCCCUACAGCAAGGAUCCCAUCUGAAGGACACGCUAUCUGCAGGACCAUGUACCACAGAUAUCCCUGUCCAAAGCGAGAAGCCCCCGCUGACUGGCUCGAGUGCCAACGACUUACUUUACAGUUCCCAACAGGAUUCUCAGCCCAAACCCUGGGCACCAGAAUCUGUUCCCAUCUGCAUUAUUCCCCAAGAUGACGAUCAGGAGUGGAGCACAGCAGAAUCGGAACAAAGGACCUACGAUUCUCAAACUGACCAUAUCUUUCUCCUUCAGACCUCCACACAGCAAGGAUUGCUGGAGCCCCCCAGCGAUGAGCGGAUGGAUAAGGAACUCUCCGUGUCGGAAAAUAGUCUGUUCUUCAAAGAUGGCAGGAAGAGGAUUGACUAUAUCUUGGUCUACAAAAGAACGGACAUGCACGUUGAGAAAAGGGGCACCUUUGAAAAGAACCUGCGGGCAGAAGGAUUGCAGCUGGAAAGGGAGGUGCGAACAUAACAAACAGCUUCAUUGAUAAUCGUUUUAUUGCCUCGAGUCUUUGAUGAUAGUUUAGUUCAGAGAUACAAUGUGGAAAGAGGCCCUCCGGACACAGAGGGAGAGGUAAAUCAGCCAUGAUUGAAUGGCGGAGUAGACUUGAUGGGCCAAAUGGCCUAAUUCUGCUCUAAGAACUUAUCGAUUCAUGAAAAAUGAUUGCUAUGGAAAGCUAACAAUUUGACGUAUUUUUUAAAAAAAUAUAUCCAAUUUGGACUUAAUUCCCAUUAUAUAUCCUUAAACCUUAAAUGGCCUAAAUCUAAUUCUAGAAUUUAUGAGCUUAUGAAAGC
Molecule: messenger RNA, 1034 nt
Organism: Leucoraja erinaceus (little skate)
Lineage: Eukaryota; Metazoa; Chordata; Chondrichthyes; Rajiformes; Rajidae
Product: anoctamin-3-like
Exons: 5
Coding region: 64-711 (215 amino acids)
Molecular function (GO): protein dimerization activity
Source: RefSeq, a predicted model, not a curated record